Periconia digitata is the source of this 3901-nucleotide messenger RNA. The record is from the annotation of a GenBank genome assembly. NCBI's taxonomy places the organism in Eukaryota, Fungi, Ascomycota, Dothideomycetes, Pleosporales, Periconiaceae.
AAGGCGCAGCCCGUCUCAGUAGACUGUAGCCAGCCGUCGUCCCGCUUGGGGCAGCUCGGCAUGGUCAAAAUGCGCAUUCCAAUUCGUGAGCAAUUGGGUUGUCUGGUCUUGUUGUCGUCUCUCAUCGGUCUGGCUGUGAUUGCGAUUGCAACAUGGAUUACGAACCAUAACUUCGUUCUCAGUAUCAGAGCCACCCGCCUCUCGCUGACAGCAUCGCUCAAGGCCGCCCAAUUAGCCUCCAACCUGCUCGUGAUGCAAACCACCGUUCGCCAAACUGCUUCGCGUCUCGUCAUACAGUCCGCCUUGCAACGCUAUUACAACCAGAACGGUACAUAUAAUCCUGUAACCAACUUUGAUCGUGCCAAAGACGAUUUCAAUGCGGUAUUUACCGGCGAGGGUGAUGCCCGGCUGGCAGUCCAAACGAGAAUGUACCCAAGGAAUACCUCCGAAAUGGUCCUGGUCAAUGUGUCCGCGGAAAGUAUGCAAGGUGUGAGGAUGCCGACCGACGACCCUUCUGGUAAUCCUGUGUUUUUCGGAGAUGUCCCGUACGGCUAUCCCUCGGUUUUGUACCCCAACUUCACCACGUUCGAAAGAUCCGUCACCCUCAACGGCCAAACUCGCAAUCAGAGAUUCGCCUCAUACAAUGGCAGGGAAAUCAACAGCUCUAAUUACCUCCUCAACGGUCCUUUCCAAGUGAACAGUUCGCUCAGUCUAAUAUCCAUCACCAUGCCCAUCAUCAACAACACGUCGAGCAUAGACACCAUGGCAUGGCUGACAGUAGUGUUGGAUGCAGGUCUGAUAACGCGUGUAGUAAAUGCUUUGGAAGGUCUGGAUGAUUCUGGCUUGACUAUGGUGUUUGGACCGGAUAAUCCAACCAAUAAAUUUCCCCACAAUUUUCUGGACUCUGGUGCCGUACCAGAUCAAAAAGUCAACCUGGUGGUCCCUCCUACAGAUCGGUCUGUGGCAAGCAGACAUAAGCAGUUCGGUAUGGAGAAAAACCUCCCAUCUUUCGACUGGAAUACAUUCCCCGCCGUCAAGACAGGAUUCAUAGAUAUGAACACUGGUGACGGCACCUCUGGCAGCGAAAUCUCGACCAAAAACGAGGAAGGCGCCAAGGUGGCUGUUGGGUACGCCGCAAUCAACAAUCAAAUGGUGGAUUGGUUAGUCAUGAUCGAACAAACCCAUAGCGAAGUAUGGGCUCCCAUCAAUCGUUUGCGGAACGUUAUACUGGCUUGCGUUUUCGGUACCAUGGGCGCUAUGAUGAUUCUUGCUUUUCCCGUGGCGCACUAUUCCAGUCGUCCGAUCCGCCGACUGCGAGAUGCUACAAAGAAGUCAGUAUCGCCUCACUUGUUCGAAGACGAUAGCGUGAGCUCGCAACCAGACGGCCAUUCCGACGAUGUGCUCGCUCGAAAAGAAGGCUUCUUCGGGUCCAUCAUACACUACAGACGGAAUCAAAAGGCAAGCAGGGCAGAAAAAAGAGAAGCCGAACGCAGGCGUCAGUUCCGCAUUCCCGCCAAAGUCAAAGACCGCAAACACUUUAUUCAUGACGAACUCACAGACCUCACUAAGACAUUCAAUGAAAUGACGGAUGAGCUUAUGAUGCAAUAUGAAAAGCUCGAGGAGCGUGUGCAGCAGCGAACCGCCGAACUGGAGCAAAGCAAAAAGGCGGCAGAGGCGGCCAACGAAAGCAAAACACUCUUCAUCGCCAACAUUUCUCAUGAACUGAAGACACCGCUGAACGGUAUCCUGGGCAUGUGCGCAGUGUGCAUGUCUGAAGAUGAUCCUAUCAAGUUGAGGAGGAGUUUAGGUAUCAUAUAUAAGAGCGGAGAUCUGCUUCUCAAUCUUCUUACAGACCUUUUGACAUUCAGCAAGAAUCAGGUGGGACAACAUCUGAGUUUGGACGAGAAGGAUUUCAGAUUACGGGAUAUCAGCUCACAGGUCCUUGCCAUUUUCGAGAAGCAGGCCACCGACGGCGGCAUCAACCUUGAAGUCAAAUUCGAGGGUCCUUAUGAUGCAAACCUAGACUCAAAUGGGAGACCGAAUGAGCGCGGCGAUCUCGGCCCGUUUGGGCUGGGUCGCCUCAAGGACAUGGUGCUAUAUGGCGAUCAACACAGAAUACUCCAGGUCGUCAUCAAUCUUGUCUCGAACAGUCUCAAAUUCACACCCAAGGGAGGGCAUGUCACUAUCUCGAUUAGGUGCUUAGGCGCCUCGCAAAUGACAGACAGCAGGAAAAAUUCGUUGCAGUCCAGGCAUAGUUCGUUGAGAGGCUCAAGAGCGAGGGCUCGCGCCUCUGGCUCCGAAAUAGGUUCGAUUUCGGUGGCCACUCAGGACCGAUAUGACACCGCCAAUGUUAUCAAUCCUCUCGAAAAAGGAGUACUUGCGCACAUGGUAGCCCACGAACGGGCAGCGACACCGCCUCCAGGGCGCUGGCUGGCCUUUGAAUUCGAAGUGGAGGACACCGGACCCGGCAUCCCCGCAUCCCUCCAUGAUAAGAUCUUUGAGCCUUUUGUUCAAGGCGAUCUUGGACUGAGCAAAAAGUAUGGAGGUACAGGUCUUGGACUAAGCAUCUGCUCACAGCUGGCUGGACUGAUGAAGGGAAACAUUUCCCUCAAAAGUGAGAUGGGCCAAGGAAGUGUGUUCACUAUGGCUAUACCACUGAAACAUCUCACCAGUCGUGCGGAUAGUACCGCGAGCUCAAGUAAUAUGAAUCUGGCCAACAACAGCGCACGAGCUAGCUUGCAUAUGGAUGAUGCAUCCAUAGUGUCCAAGCCCGACGACGUCCUGCCCGGUCAAUCUGCGCAGUCGACCUCCGUCACUCAAGGAACAAUACAGUCAACAGCACCUGCUGGAGCAGGGCCAGUCGCCUUUGAGACAGACUCGAAGCCCCGCUUGGUUGGUCUGAGCCAACCUUUCUUUGCAUCCACAGCGCCAUUGGAAUCACCAAAUUCGCAAACAGCAGCGAUGAAGCGCGUAGAAGCCGAAGCGGCACAACGAGGCAUCAAAGUACGUGUGCUGGUCGCAGAAGACAACAAGACGAAUCAAGAAGUUGUGUUGCGAAUGUUGAAACUCGAGGACGUAUACGAUGUGACUGUGGCCAAAGACGGGCAGGAGGCGCUGGACAAGGUCAAAGAGAGCAUGGAGAAUCAAACACCAUACAAUCUCAUUUUCAUGGAUGUUCAAAUGCCAAACCUCGAUGGGCUUCAAUCAACAAGACUCAUACGCGAGUCUGGAUUCUCGGCGCCUAUUGUAGCCCUGACAGCCUAUGCAGAAGAAUCCAACAUCAAGGAAUGCUACAACUCCGGCAUGGAUUUCUUCCUCUCGAAACCUAUUCGCAGACCUGCUCUCAAACAUGUUUUAAAGACUUACUGCGCACCUAUACCAGAGGAAGAGGGCGAAACUACUCCGUCACCCGUACCUGGCCCAUCAGCGCGAUCAAACGGUGCCGCGGUUUCACCCACCAGUGCGAGUCCGGAAAACGCAAGCGUGGCUAGGGCGAAGGGAACACAGUCUAAUGAUGAAGCUGUGAGCCCUUUUUCACAACCCGGAGAGCCUUCGACCUAGGUAGCGAAGGCGGACCUGUGCCUUCCUUGGGACGCUCGCGCCCUCCUGCUGAGGAUUGUUGUAAUUCUCCAGCCCUGUGAGAUACCGUUGUCUCGAUCUCUGGACUCAUAUUGUUGCGCUGAGAUUCCCCAGCCCGCCAUCUUCUCAUCGCAUGGGGACACCUUGACCGUGUUCCACAUCUUCUACCUUCUAUCCCCUUGUUUCGGGAUCUUAUUUUUUGUUUUUCUUUCACCAUUAGCAAAGCGUGGCGCUGAUUGGACCGGAUCUUGAAAGCGGGAAAUUUUAAUGUUUGUGUUGUAAAUGGGGGCCUUUUCCUUCUUCUUCUACUACCAGUUCUAUU